Molecule: messenger RNA, 1575 nt
Organism: Tachyglossus aculeatus (Australian echidna)
Lineage: Eukaryota; Metazoa; Chordata; Mammalia; Monotremata; Tachyglossidae
Gene: RTCA
Product: RNA 3'-terminal phosphate cyclase
Exons: 11
Coding region: 59-1159 (366 amino acids)
Biological process (GO): RNA processing
Cellular component (GO): nucleus
Molecular function (GO): RNA-3'-phosphate cyclase activity
Source: RefSeq, a predicted model, not a curated record
CGCGUUUGCAGCGCGGCUGGUUUGCUGGUACAGCGGCCUUCAGCCAGUUCCGGUUGCCAUGGCGACCCAGCGGGCGGAGGUCGAUGGCGGGGUCAUGGAAGGGGGCGGCCAGAUCCUGCGGGUGUCCACAGCACUCAGCUGCCUCCUGGGCCUCCCCCUGAGGGUCCGGAAGAUCCGAGCCGGCAGGAGCAGCCCCGGCCUCAGGCCUCAACACCUCUCUGGACUGGAAAUGGUUCGAGAUUUAUGUGAGGGGCACCUGGAGGGAGCAGAAAUCGGCUCAACGGAAAUAACCUUUACACCUGGAAAGAUCAAGGGUGGGACUCACACAGCAGAUACCAAGACAGCAGGGAGUGUGUGUCUGUUGAUGCAGGUCUCAAUGCCCUGUGUUCUGUUCGCGGCUUCCCCGUCACAGCUGUAUUUGAAAGGAGGGACGAAUGCUGAAAUGGCCCCACAAAUUGACUAUACAGUAAUGGUCUUCAAGCCGAUUGUUGAAAAAUUUGGGUUCAAGUUUACCUGUGAUAUUAAAAUGAGGGGCUACUAUCCCAAGGGGGGUGGCGAAGUGAUUAUUCGAAUGUCACCGGUUAAACAGUUGAAUGCAAUAAAUAUAACUGACCGUGGCACUGUGACAAAGAUAUAUGGAAGAACUUUUGUUGCUGGUGUUCUGCCUUUAAAAAUAGCAAAAGAUAUGGCGGCAGCAGCAGUGAGAUGCAUCAGAAAAGAAGUCAGGGAUCUGUACGUUAACAUCCAGCCUGUUCAGGAACCUAAAGACCAAGCCUUUGGCAAUGGAAAUGGAAUAAUCAUUAUUGCUGAGACGUCAACAGGCUGUCUGUUUGCUGGAUCAGCACUUGGUAAAAGAGGUGUGCAAGCUGACAGGGUUGGAAUUGAAGCUGCAGAGAUGCUACUAAGUAAUCUUAGACAUGGUGGUGCUGUGGAUGAGUAUUUGCAAGACCAGUUGAUUAUUUUCAUGGCGUUGGCCAGUGGGGUCUCGAGAAUCAAGACAGGACCAAUCACACUCCACACACAAACCGCGAUACAUUUUGCCGAGCAGCUAACAAAGGCUAAGUUUACUAUUAACAAAUCAGAAGACGAAGAUGAUUCUUCUCAAGAAACUUACAUUAUUGAAUGCCAAGGAAUUGGGAUGACAAAUCCAAAUUUGUAAAAGGUUUGUCUUUUUGGCUGUACCUCAGUGAUAUAUUGCACUAAUUUUAAAUAGGUACUCCUUGGAGGUGCAAGAUAGGAAUGGAUCCAGAGCUGACUUAAUUUGGAGUCGAAAAGAAUUAUAGCAUAUUUAUGCCUUGUGUAGAACUCUUCAUCAGAUUGAUCUUUGUGUUUACAGGGAUGCAAAAUACAGUGAGCUGUAAAAAUUUAAGAAUCAAUGCAUGAGAUGAAAGCUUAUUUGUUUUGAAAUGAUUGAAUUAUACUUCUACCUAGAGAAUGCGCUCAUGAAUUAUAACCUUUUUUAUGAUGGUAUAUCGUCAAUGGGCAGUGCUGCAUCUUUAAUCGUAUUCUAUUUCUGUAAUCAUUUUGCUGAAAUGCAGUUAAGCAGAUAGUAAUAAAAUAUUCUCAAAGCCAUUU